This is a messenger RNA of Scedosporium apiospermum, 720 nucleotides long. RefSeq lists its product as uncharacterized. Gene Ontology annotation, biological process: proteolysis. NCBI's taxonomy places the organism in Eukaryota, Fungi, Ascomycota, Sordariomycetes, Microascales, Microascaceae. Bases 1 to 720 code for a protein of 239 amino acids. The transcript is spliced from 3 exons. The record is from RefSeq and is a predicted model, not a curated record.
AUGCCUCCUUCCGGAACCGACUCAGAAGGCUUGGGGACUAGUGCCGCACCGAAGCGAAAUGUAGAGGUCCUUGUCACUGGUUUCGGCGCCUUUGGCUCGAUAAAAGUCAACCCGUCGUACGAAAUUGUGUCGCGUCUGCCUGACCAAAUAUCAUACGACGACAGUAAUGGCCCUAGUAUUACUGUCCGGGCUUAUCCCGAAGCCAUCAAGGUUACAUAUCGCAAUGUGUUUCGUCUCAUACCCGAAAUAUACACUGCCCAAUUCCCAGAAGUCAAAUUCUUUGUCCAUGUCGGCGUCAACAACUCGACAAGGCGCUUCCAGUUAGAGCGUCGGGGGAGGAAAGGGCCCUACUCAGAAGCCGAUGUGGAGGGGGAGAAAUUCGAUGAUGAAUGGGAGAAUGACGAUAACGAAUGGGGCAGAGUGCCAGACGAGAUAAAAACCGAGAUAGAUGUGGACGCUAUUGUGGAGAAGCUAAGCCGAGAUGGCCAGUGGGAAGUAGAAUCAUCGAACGAUGCCGGUCUCUUUCUCUGCGAGUUCAUUUAUUUCAACUCCAUGCUUAUCGCACGACGUCUGAGAACUAGUCAGGGACGGCAGAUUAGAGGCGUCUUUCUACAUGUCCCGCCUUUCCUUGAGGAAAAGGAGCUGGAGAAGGGCCGCGACAUUCUCGUUGAGAUUAUCAAGGAAAUUGUCAAACAAGAAGAGAAUCAAGAAGAGUCGUAA